This is a messenger RNA of Rhipicephalus sanguineus (brown dog tick), 2762 nucleotides long. Its product is annotated as epsin-2. Bases 964 to 2649 code for a protein of 561 amino acids. Gene Ontology annotation, cellular component: endosome; clathrin vesicle coat; plasma membrane. NCBI's taxonomy places the organism in Eukaryota, Metazoa, Arthropoda, Arachnida, Ixodida, Ixodidae. The transcript is spliced from 11 exons. Gene Ontology annotation, molecular function: clathrin binding; phospholipid binding. Gene Ontology annotation, biological process: endocytosis. The record is from RefSeq and is a predicted model, not a curated record.
GCUUCCGGUUUGUUGUUCGCCUGCGUAAAGAUCCAUCCGCAGCCGACUUCCGCUGGAUGGGUCAACUGAUCAAAUGUUGUUUUCUGCCAGGCUACCACUGCGCUUUGUGUCGCUGACGCUUCACCUUCCCCCGUGUCGCCGCCCGGUCGUCGUCGUCGUCGCGUGACAUGCUGUCCCGGCCGUACAGUUGACGGCGACCCCUCGUCCCCAUUCACAUCCGUGACCUUUUUUACCUUUCCCCCGACCCCUGCGGUCUCGUCGCCGAUCAAAAUUUCGAAGACAGGCCCGCGGCACUUUCAGAGUCGAGAUAGAGUGCUGCACCGGCCCCUAACUGUGAGUGCAAACCCCUUCCCACCCUGAAAUUUGCGUAGUCGUAUCCUUUCGUCAGCACAGGGUGCUGCUGGUAACGUUGAGCAAGGGGUAAUAGCCUUGCUUCAGAGGCAACCCACGUCGAGGAUUACAGCUUUUUGAGGCGAAGCAAUCAAGACCUGGAGACCAGGCACCACCAACCCUGAUGCGUGCCAUACUCUGAGACCGUCGUCCACGUUCCGUCCCACCACCGCCCUUCUUCUUCUCCGAGACGGGGCGAAGAAAUACGUCCGCCCCCCUUCUGGACUUGCCGUCUUCUGGACUGCUUCCGAGCAGCUCUCGCGUGUGCUGAUUCCUUCGCCACCAGCAUUGUUGCCAUCGGUCCGUGUGCCGAGUUUCCACCGUAAGCACGAAAACAUAAAAUCCGCAAAGGUGACGAGACAACGACGCGAGUCGACCAACGUCUCAGCGUCACCUUGCCAAAAGUGCGUCGGUGGCGCGUUUCACCGGAGCGCGUCGACAGUCGGUGACCCAUUCCGCUGCGGCGCGUGGUCGUGCUGGCUCUGCGUGUCUUAGCGCCAGACGCCCGACGAGGGAUCUACCGUGCCUAAGAACGAUCCGCGGCAGCUGUUGUGCUGCGCCUCCUUCGUGCUCAUGAUGAACGUACACGGCCUCAGGCGCAACGUGAAGAAUGUGGUGCGCAACUACUCGGACGCCCAGGUCAAGGUUCGCGAGGCGACCUCCAACGACCCCUGGGGGCCCCCCUCGACCCUCAUGGGCGAGAUCGCCGACCUGUCCUACAACGUGGUUGCCUUCACCGAGAUCAUGCAGAUGAUCUGGAAGCGGCUCAACGACCACGGCAAGAACUGGCGGCACGUCUACAAGGCGCUGGUGCUGCUGGAGUACCUCAUCAAGACUGGCUCCGAGAAGGUAAGCCAGCAGUGCAAGGAGAACAUCUUCGCGAUCCAGACGCUGAAGGACUUCCAGCACACGGAGGACAACAAGGACCAGGGGGUGAACGUACGGGAGAAGUCCAAGCAGCUGGUGGCCCUCCUGAAGGACGACGAGCGGCUGCGCGCCGAGCGCACGCGCGCCCUCAAGGCCAAGGAGCGCUUUGCGCAGGCCACGGCCCGCGUCGGCUCCGAGGCCCUGGCCAAGUAUGGCAGCUCCAGUCGACGAGACUCUUACAACUCUGACGCCACGUCACCCAGAGGUGAGGACCUCUCUCCAGGCGAGGGUGACGGAGCAAGUGGCCUCUCCUCGGAGCUGGAGUGUGCCCGACCCCAGACGGCGGGUGAGGAGGAGCUCCAGCUCCAACUGGCCCUGGCCAUGAGCAAGGAGGAGGCAGAACAGGAAGAGCGGCUCCGCAAGCAUGACGACCUGCGGCUCCAGAUGGCCAUCAACGAAUCGCAGCACACGACUGCGGCCAUGCCCAACGGCGGAGCGUCCUCGUCGGGGGCCGGACCGUCUUCGUCGCACCACCAGGCUGCGGCAGCGUCGGGCCUUGACGACCUGCUGGGUCUCAACCUGGGGGCUGCAGGGGGCCCCAGUGGUGCCGAGCCUCCAUCGGUGACGGAUCCCUGGGGCAUGCCACUCUACGACGGUGCGCAGGCUGCAGCUCCAGACCCAUGGUCAUCGCCCACGGGCAGUCGGCCGGCCACAGUCGGUCAACCGAGUGACCCCUGGCAGUCACCAACUUCCAAGCCAGCAAAUCAUGGAGACCCAUGGUCAGCCAGCCAAGACCCCUGGCGGUCUCCGGCUGGCGGGCCCACAACCAACGGAAACGACCUGGAUGAGUUUGACACCUUGAGCAAACGAUCGGCCGCUACCAGUCCAAUCUCUGAACAAACUGGGGCAGUGGGUGAUGCGCUGGCAUUGGGCGGCCUGCGCCGGGCCUUGCCGAGUGCGGAGGAGGACGAACUGAGCAAACGGAAAACGCCGGAGAGCUUCCUAGGUCCCAAUUCGAACCUGGUGAACUUGGACGCGCUCGUGACGACGCGACCCGCAGGUACACUGGGCGUCGCACCAUCCACUGCAGCGAACCCGUUCGCGGCGCCGCUCUCGGCACCAACGACAGGACUGGCGGCACCCGGCGCAGCGGCGGCGGCGGCGGCCAGCAACCCGUUCCAGGCGUCCAAGCCGCCCACAAUCAACCAGCUACGACUUCAGAACAACAGCUUCCCGGCGACGCCAGUCGCACCUGUGACAACGACGACGCUCCUGACGCAUCCGGCCGCCGCGGCCGCCUUGGUUCCGCAGCAGCCUUUGGCUCCACACGCCGGCUACGUGGGGAUGCCUGCUGGCGCGACAGCAGUGGGCCAGCAGAACCCCUUCCUCUGAAGGGACCCGCAACAGUAGUGGGGGGUUCUGCUUUUGCGCUAGGACCGCGAUUAAAAAAAAAAAGAAAGCGCGACAGUCAGGCCUGCUGCUGGCUUACCUGGCAGUGUAUCGUC